GAGUCCCGCUGAGUGUUUCUUCAGUCGCUCUCCGGCAGAGCUCAGAGUCGCUGCAAUCGUCAGCUGCAGAAACAACGCAGGAGGAAAAGAUCUUCAUCCGUCCUUCCUUCACCCCUCCAUCCUUCACCCCUCCAUCCAUCAUGCCUCCAUCCUUCAUCCCUCCAUCCAUCCUACUCUUCUUAUUCGGCCUGCUGAGCGCUGGUGGCUCGCUACCUCCUCCACGAACCUCCUUCCUACUCCCCUCUGCAGACAGACCUCUGGUCUUCUUCAGCAUCCCCGACGUCCACAACACAACCACGCUGUUGCUAAGCGACGAUGGAAACACCCUGUAUGUAGGGGCGCGGGACACCGUCCUCUCAUUGGACGUCAGUCGGAGUGAUGUCAUCAGCCUGAAGAAGAAGGUGGAGUGGCGUCCGUCUGACAGUGAGAUCAAAGACUGUGAGAGUAAAGGGAAGGAUGCCACGGUCGACUGUCCAAACUUUGUGCGUGUUUUACAGCCGAUGAACUCCACCCAUCUGUACGCCUGUGGUAGCUACGCCUACAGCCCCCAUGAUGCCUUCAUCGAUGCAGAAAGCUUCUCGAUGGUCCAACACGCCGAUACUAAAGCUAAAGUCCGCUGUCCGUUCAGCCCCAUGCAGAAGAGCACGGCCAUCACCGUGGACGGCGAGCUGUUCACAGCCACAACGACCAACUUCAGAGGAGUUGAACCACAGAUUUCUCGACACUUCAGCAAAGACGGCCGCCAAGACGUCAGCCAGGACACGUCGGUCAGUUUACUGGAGGAGCCAACGUUUGUUAGCUCGGCCUCGGACCCGUCGGAGCAGAAACUCUACUUCUUCUUUAAUGAAGUUGGGAAAGAGUUCAACUUCGUAGAUAAGCUGCGGAUCUCCCGAGUGGCUCAAGUCUGCAAGGAUGAUGUUGGUGGACAGAGGACUUUGCAGAAUAAGUGGACGUCCUUUGCCAAAACCUCUCUGCUCUGUCAGGUUCCCAAACAUCUUCCCUUCAAUGUUCUCCAGGAUGUUUUCACGCUGCCGCCGCCAGAGGGCAGCAACGCCACGGACACGCUGUUCUACGGCGUCUUCACCUCUCAGUGGUCCUCGGGUCCAGAAUCGUCCGUGUGCGUGUUUAAGCUGCAGGACAUCAGAGCGGUGUUCACUGGGUCCUACAAGAACUUAGACUUCCAGAACCAGCGGUGGAGUACAGUGCUGGGAAAACACCCCUACCUGGGACAGUGUGGACUGGACAGCGCUUCAGAUUCUGAAUUAGAGCAGGUGAAGAAGAGUUUCCUGACCGCCAGAAGUGUGACACCGGUCGGAGGCGGUCCCGUCGUGGUUUCUUCAGGGCAGCAGUACAGUCACGUGACGGCGCUGAGGACCCAGGCAGCCAGCGGAAAACAGUAUACCGUCCUUUUCCUUCUUACAGAAUCUGGAUUCCUCCACAAAGUGGUUUUGUUGGAUCGGGGUGCGCAGGUUGUUGAGGAGAUUCAGGUUUUCUCUCAGCCUCAGCUGGUGAAAAGCAUCGUCCUCUCCUCCUCAAAGGGAGUUCUCUACGUGGGGACAUCGGAGGGCGUGACGGCUGUCCCGGUGGCCCGGUGCUCCGGCUACAGAACCUGCAGCCAGUGUGUUCUGGCCAGAGAUCCGCUGUGUGGAUGGAGCCGCACCGCCGGCGUCUGUACCGCCCCGGACGCCCAGCAACACGACAUGGCUCAAGACCUGGAGGACGGUAAUGUUCAAGUGCAAUGUCGGGGACAAACCAGGAACAGUCCGCUCCCAGCCACAGGCGUCCACGUUCAUCUGAACGAAGCGGUGAGGCUUCAGUGUCGGAAACCUUCCAACAUGGCCGCUCUGACCUGGACGUCCUCUCGAUCAGACGGCCUGCUGGACAAACUCUUCAUCCACUCAGCUGACGGCAGCCUGAGCUUCCUCGCCACCUCCGACACCUUCGGGACGUAUCGCUGCGAGGCGGAGGAAGGCGGGUACAAGGAAACAGUCGCCAGCUACGAGGUCCGGCAGAUCGUUCCUCCGCAGAUCGUUCCUCCGCAGAUCGUCUCGCCGCGCUCCUUCGGUCCCGAAGACGACCACGUGACCGACAGCGAAGACGAACCCUACGAAGACAUUCUCACCGAGGAACCGAAGACUUCUACCACGAAACCUUCAGGAGAACCAGAGGACUCCGGGAUGAAAGACAAAGGUGUGCCGGGGACGACCAAUUGGAGCGAUGCAUCCCCGACCGAUUUAAUAGACGAGACCGUCGUCGCCGUCAAAGCAGAUUCUGGGUUGAAGAAGGAGUUCAAGGAACACCUCCCCGUCAGAGAGAAGAGCUUCUACAGCGAGCUGGUGGUCGUUUCCCUCCUGCUGGCGGCCUGCGUCUGCGUCCUGAUACUCGUAGGAAUCCACGUGUGGCGCCAAAAGAAAACGGGACUCAAAAAGAUUUCUCUGGUCAGUUCAGAGGACGGCGGCAAAACCAACCAAUCGAUGGAGAGCGUUCCGUCUCUGAGCAGCCCCGAGGACGCCGCGGGGCCCGACGUGAAGGUGGAGUAACAACGCGGCUCAUAGUCCUACGCUGAACGUGCACGAUUGACCGUAGUUAACUCGCCAUUAAUCGCACAUUUUCUUAUCUGCUCUAAAUGUACUUUAAAGGGAUAUUGUUGUAGUUUUUAUUGCUCUUGUUA
Molecule: messenger RNA, 2671 nt
Organism: Sander lucioperca (pikeperch)
Lineage: Eukaryota; Metazoa; Chordata; Actinopteri; Perciformes; Percidae
Product: semaphorin-4A-like
Exons: 16
Coding region: 141-2540 (799 amino acids)
Biological process (GO): negative chemotaxis; positive regulation of cell migration; neural crest cell migration
Molecular function (GO): chemorepellent activity; semaphorin receptor binding
Source: RefSeq, a predicted model, not a curated record